Octodon degus (degu) is the source of this 1643-nucleotide messenger RNA. It is a transcript of the gene Pbk, whose product is annotated as PDZ binding kinase. Lineage: Eukaryota; Metazoa; Chordata; Mammalia; Rodentia; Octodontidae. Gene Ontology annotation, biological process: protein phosphorylation. Bases 106 to 966 code for a protein of 286 amino acids. The transcript has 8 exons. Gene Ontology annotation, molecular function: protein serine/threonine kinase activity; ATP binding. The record is from RefSeq and is a predicted model, not a curated record.
UCUAAACGCAACGGCUGUAGUCGAGGCAGCUUCAAGGUACCCGCCGUCGUCACUUCGCUCUUUUUGAGAGUCUGUUCCAUCAUAGGACCUGGAGUGGUUGCUGUAAUGGAAGGAAUCAAUAAUUUCAAGACACCAAACAGAUUAUCUGAAAAAAGGAAAUCUGUAUUAUCAACUCCAUGUAUAAAUAUUCCUGCCUCUCCAUUUAUGCAGAAGCUUGGCUAUGGAACUGGAGUGAAUGUUUACCUAAUGAAAAGAUCUCCAAGAGGCUUGUCUCAUUCUCCCUGGGCUGUGAAAAAGAUUAAUCCUAUAUGUAAUGAUCACUAUCGAAGUAUAUAUCAAAAGAGACUGACUGAUGAAGCUAAGAUUUUGAAAAACCUUCAUCAUCCAAACAUUGUGGGUUACCGUGCUUUUACUGAAGCCAGCGAUGGCAGUAUGUGCCUUGCUAUGGAGUAUGGAGGGGAAAAAUCUCUAAAUGACUUAAUAGAAGAGCGAUAUAAACACAGCCAAGGUCCUUUUCCAGCAGCUAUAAUUUUAAAAGUUGCUUUAAACAUGGCAAGAGGGUUAAAGGUCUAUUUCGUUGCCAUGACUGAUCCCGAGGCCUGUUACAUUGGCACUGAGCCGUGGAAACCCAAGGAAGCUUUGGAGGAAAAUGGCAUUAUUACUGACAAGGCAGAUAUAUUUGCCUUUGGCCUUACUCUGUGGGAAAUGAUGACUUUAUCCAUUCCACACGUUAAUCUUAACCUUGCAGACGAUGAUGGUGAUGAAGAUACAACUUUUGAUGAAAGUGAGUUUGAUGAUGAAGCUUACUAUGAAGCUUUGGGAACCAGGCCACCUAUUAACAUGGGCGAACUGGAUGAAUCAUACCAGAAAGCGAUUGAACUCUUCUCUGUGUGCACUAAUGAAGAUCCGACAGCUCGCCCUUCUGCCGCACACAUCGUUGAAGCUCUGGAAUUAGAUGGCCAGUGAUUGUGUUCUUGAUGGUUACAUUAUGAUCUGCAGUUAUAGCCUCUAGAAGUGGCCUAUUUUAAGUCUAUAAUGCCCUGUUAAUUUUAACUGAAUAGCUGUUUAACGUAAGGGUACUUCUUAUGUUCUUAGGAUGAUAAGCACUUAGUAUUAUACUGGAUUUUCUGUGAAGUUAAAAAAAAAAAAAAAAUAGAGCGGUGGUUAGAUAUUCCACAGACUUAAAACACCAGCAAUAAAAUGCUAUAUAAACUGUUCUCACAUUAAUGUGAGUGACCAUUCUUUUAUCUUUCCUAUAUAUUCUUGUAGUGGGUCUAUUAAAAUUAGCACUAACUAAAAAAAAUUUUAAAAUACAAUUAGCACUUUAUACACUGCAAAGUCUACAUUUACCUAUGUUUUAAAAUAUCAGAACUUUUGCUGACACUGUUUGAAUCUCUGGUAUCUUCAUGAUUAGGUACAACUUACGAUGCGACUUGGGUGACGAAGCGUACCGUGCAGCCUGGCUGCUGCGCUUGUUAAGUGGCCGCCAGACCCUGAGAAUAUGAUCUGAGUAGCUGCUUGGGUAUUUCUAGAUGGGGGCUACAGCUUGUCCUGCUGUUUUCGAUUAAUGUUUUAAUUUAUUAAAUGUAUUUCCUGUACUAAGGUGCCCUUUUUACCUUUUAUUUACUAAUAUGUAUCCUAAG